AUGUGCGGUUAUUUGCGGAGUCAUAUCGAGGGCAUACCCCUCAGCCUCGGGGGAAGGGCGGGCGGAGGGAGGGAGCGGGGAGGAACCACCGACAAUUACUCCAGGGAAGUUUUACGGCUGGGAUCGACCAGCCCCGAUCAGGCGGUAAGGGAUCCUUUGAUCAAGAAAAUCCAAUUAUUUGUGUAUAUACAUUUCCCACAUAGUGAUUACUUCAUUAAUUGUCCCGCCUUUAUCUCCUCCCUUCCCAUCCCCCYUAAUAAUCAGUUCUUUUAUCCAGACCAACAAACACACCAUAGGAGCUUUGUGGAUUCAAAGGAUUUGCUUUCGCUUCUGAAAGAGCCGCUAUUCUUUGAUGAUUGGGUAGCGGCAAACUUCAAAGCCAUAAAUCUUCCCUCUGACUGGUUGGCGGCCCAGCAAAGUCCUUAUCAAAUUCUUGGAGGUGAUCCUGGCGCAGUCAGACAGUCCGCGGAGAUCGCGCAGCGCGGGGGGGGUGGGACGCGCACGGAGACGAAGAGAUCAGAAGGAAAGGAAGAGAGAGGGGGAGAGAGAAGGAAACUGGGCAGCUUCUCAUCUUCCCCUCGGCGUCCUCAUGCCUCGCCAGUGCCCCGGCGSCUUCCCUUCGCCCCAGGCGCAGUAGCCAUGGCCGCGGUGGCUGUCCUCCGGAACGACUCCCUCCAGGCUUUCCUCCAGGACCGCACCCCCAGCGCCUCCCCAGACUUGGCCAAGCAUUCGCCCCUGGCUCUUCUGGCCGCUACUUGUAGCCGGAUCGGGCAGCCGGGCGCAGCGCCCUCGGAUUUCCUACCGGUCUCCUACGACCCGACGCUGGGAUCCCCCUCCAGGAUCUUCCACCCUUGGAGCGGCGAGAUGCCAGCGCAUUCCCCGGGCGGGCUGCCGCCGCCGCAUCCCAGCUUGGGGCUCACCCCUCAGAAGAACCACCUGCAGCCCUCCUUCGGGGGGUCGCACGAACUGCCCCUCACGCCCCCGGCGGAUCCCUCCUACCCGUACGAGUUCUCCCCCGUCAAGAUGCUGCCCUCCUCCAUGGCCGCCCUGCCGUCCAGCUGCCCGCCCGCCUACGUCCCCUACGCCGCCCAGGCCGCCCUGCCGCCCGGGUAUUCCAACCUGCUUCCGCCCGCCCAGCCCUGCCGGCAGCUGUCGCCCAACCCGCCGCCCGAGGACAUCCCCUGGUGGAGCAUCCAGCAGGCCGGUGCCCCGGGCGGCUGCGGCCACCGCUUCCCCGCGGCCGCGGCGCUGCCACGGAGCUUGGUGCUGGGACAUUCGGACUUCGCUCAGUACCAGACGCAGAUCGCCGCCCUGCUGCAGACCAAGUCUCCCCUGGCGGCCACGGCCAGGAGGUGCCGCCGCUGCCGCUGCCCGAACUGCCAGUCGGCCGCGGGCAGCGCCCCUGAGGCGGAGCCGGGCAAGAAGAAGCAGCACAUCUGCCACAUCCCCGGCUGCGGCAAGGUGUACGGCAAGACCUCGCACCUGAAGGCGCACCUGCGCUGGCACACGGGCGAGCGGCCCUUCGUCUGCAACUGGCUCUUCUGUGGGAAGAGUUUCACCCGCUCCGACGAGCUGCAGCGGCACCUGCGGACUCACACGGGCGAGAAGCGCUUCGUCUGCCCCGAGUGCGGGAAGCGCUUCAUGCGCAGCGACCACCUGGCCAAGCACGUCAAGACCCACCAGAACAAGAAGCUGAAGGCAGCGGCGGACGGCGUCAAGCGGGAGGACAGCCGCGACCUGUGACCGCCGGGACCGCGGGCGGCUGCUGCCUCUGCGGGCCGAGCUGCGCCACAGCGGGACCCUGACUGGGGGCGUUUCGCCGCCGGGGCGGGGCGGCGGCAGCGGGGAGAGAACGGCCGACUGUCGGACUCUCGCCGGGUACGGCGAACAAGACCCCAACUGGGGCGGCCUCCGCGGACCCUCAGGCCCGGGACUGGACGCUCAUAGGGCCCCGGGGCAGGYGCCCGGCACGGAGUGCGACUGAGGGGGAACCCUGGGCGCUGGGCCACGGGGGCAAGAGCGGGGCCAUAGACACCCGGGGGUGAGGUGGCAGCGUCGGUGUGGCCGUGCUGGGGCUCGGCCCUCGGUGCUUUCAGGRUAACAGACUGAAGUUUUGUGUACAGAUUAUUUAAUAGUUAAAUUUGAAUACACGUGUUCUUCUCCGUCUUCGACCCCGCGCGGGGUCCAGCAUGAGAUGUUUCUGUAAAGCGACCCGCGACCGCAGCGUGAAAUAAACACGUUCACACCGGGGUCAGCAGGGACGGUCCCGCCGCGUCGGUCUCGUUUGAUCCUUCCCCGGGUGCCCCGCGCGGCCGCCGCCUUCCCGCCAUUUUCCGCUGAGGCGGYGGGUCGGGUCCGGCUCCACCGCGCAGGCCGAGCGGAGCUCAGCGCACGGUGACCUGACAGCUGCUCAUGGUAACACCUCUAAAAUCCCGGGAGCUGCUUCGGACGGGUGUGCCUGCUUGGCUUAGGUUGGUGGGUUGGCUUUGUGUUUGGGUUGUUGGGAUUUUUWAACUAUUUUUAUUAUUUUGCUUCCUACACAUGAAGCUGAGAGAGCAAAGAGAAAUGCGUGGUGCCAAUACUGGGAACGAACAUGCAGAUCAAGUUCUACAGACUGGAAUAUAUAUUUGUGCAAAAGUGGGCAGCAGUCAGUGUUAGUGAUGCUCCUUCUGAGAAAGGUCCAGAGGCCAUAGGGCCAGCCACCAACAGCAAUUCCCAGCCUAAGUUGUCUGUGGUACAGAAGAGCCCAAGCAUGCUUGCCGUAUGUUAACUUUCUAUAAAACUGUAGAAUUUAAGGGCUGAGGUGCUUGUACUGCCAGUGCCACAGUCAUUGUCCUGCAGAAGGGAAGAUACUUGGCACAAAAYUGUUUAAAAAUACCUGGUAGAUGGUGACAGCCUUUAGGGUUUAUUGGCUCCCACUGGGCAUCACGUAAGUAUGGGUUUAAGCAUAUUUCUUUUAAAAUAAUAACCUUUCUUACUGCAGCGAAUUCUCUAUUUAUUUUUUUCAUUGAAAUCUAUAUAGCCAAACAAAUCAAUCAACCUGAUCAACAAUUUACUAAAUUUUGCAUUCUAACAUGGCGCAUAUGCUAUUUGCUCAUAUUUUACAACAUGAGCUUUAUUUUCUGAUUACCUAAUGAGACAGCAAAAUGAAAAGCACCUUCAAAACAUCACUGAGACUAAUCGGGAACUGUUCAGCUUCAGGUGAGAACCUCUGGUGGCAGUUGUCAAGCAAGCUUUGGCACAAUCCUGUUGAUAAAGGUACACUUUGCCAUGGACUUCCGAAUCAAGAAAGAACACAGCUUGAUAAAUGUUUGUAAUAACAGGACAUGUAAAUCUAAUGUGUUUGUAUGUGUGUCAAAUACUGCCAAGAAUCUAUUCUCUCGGGGAAUAAUGAGAUGAGACAAUGCCAUGAGAAUCCUCAUAUCUAAAAUAAUGAGAAGUUAAUGGACAGUUACCAUGAUACAACUCCUUAACAAUAUUUUAAUAUUUAUUAUUCUGAAUUAAUUGCCCACACCAUAUUCUUAGGGUCACCUUACUAAAUUAAUAACCAACCAGUUGUCUUCUUUUCUAUUGAAGAAUCUUCUAUAAACUGUCCUGUUAUAGAAAACAUUGAGAGGAAUAUGUUUAGUUUCAUUAGYUGGCAUUUCUUUGCCAAAGAUUUAGGUGUCAGAAGUGUGUGGUUGAGUGAUAUUAAGUAGAAGAUAUCUUUAGUGUUCCAGAUUGAGUGACAGUAAGGCAGGAAAUAACUCAUGGACCUGAUUCAGAAGUCCUYAGUCAAAAAGGUCUUUGACACAAAAAUGGACCCCAUUUACUGCUGAUGUAGUAUUUAAACAUUUCAUCAGGAAUAACAAUGUUUAUGCUUUUUAAAAUGUUUCAUGGCACACAGUGGUAAUCUCCUUCCUUUAUUUGAUACUAAGUUACAUUAAGAAUAUAGAGUUAGAGAAUUUAAAAGAGAGUUUGUUUCACUAAACAGUCUUUCGACUCUGUGUUUGCAUCGAAAGUACUUAAAAUGGAGAGUAGUGGAAAGUGCUUUUGUUGGUAGCAGUACAGGAGAAACAACAGUAUCCCACAGUAUGAAARGUCUCUUAAAGAAUAGAAUAGUUGUCACAUGGUGAUGGCCUUUCACCGCUAAGUGUGUGCCAAGAUGAAGUGUURGCGUGGGUGAAGCAAUGUCUGAGAUGGUGUCUGGUGCAAGUUUAGCCUAACUAGGAACUGGAGAACCGUUCCCCUUAGAGCAGAUGUAGCUAGCAGAAAUUAGCCCGAUAAUGGUAGUUUUGAUGGUUUCUAAGCUGGACCAUUAUGCAAAGUUGUUUUUUUUUCCAGUUUGAAGACACGUUGAAUUUGCCAAGUAUCUAUGUUUCUGGUCUAGCAGACUGUUUUGGGUUCUUAUUCAUUCCACAAGACACAGCUUGUACUGCAAUACUGAAGGUUUUACCGCUCACUUAAGGGUGAGCCUGGAAGUAAUUUAGGUUUUAAGCAAAAGACCAUUGCCCAGGCAGUGCCAGCACCAUGUCAAGGGUAUGCAAUGACUGCAUGACUGCAUCAAAGCAUGAAAGAGCACAGGUUAAAAUGCAUACAGUCAAAAUUAAUUAAAAGCCYGACAUGAGAGAGAGAUACAUUUAGGCGAAAACCCAUAGUAUCAAAGGCCAAUUAAAAUCUUAAUCUGUAAGAAUAGCACGCACACACACACAUGCAAAAGACAGUGAAUUAGGGACUUAUUAUUACACUUACUUAGGUAAGUGAAACUAACAGUUUAGAAUAUAUAAAAAAUUAAUCGAAUUAUUUAUCUGAAAAACUUCUAAAUAGUUCAUUGGGAAAAGGAGGUAUAUAUGCAUCAUAGCUGUUUCAUACUCAUCUGUAAAUAGCUAAAUCAUAUGAUAGCUUUUCAAUUGAAAUCAUUAAACUUUUUUAGUAAUAUGACCUUUAAAUAUA
Molecule: messenger RNA, 4932 nt
Organism: Malurus melanocephalus (red-backed fairy wren)
Lineage: Eukaryota; Metazoa; Chordata; Aves; Passeriformes; Maluridae
Gene: SP5
Product: Sp5 transcription factor
Exons: 3
Coding region: 1-1743 (580 amino acids)
Biological process (GO): regulation of transcription by RNA polymerase II
Molecular function (GO): RNA polymerase II cis-regulatory region sequence-specific DNA binding; DNA-binding transcription factor activity, RNA polymerase II-specific
Source: RefSeq, a predicted model, not a curated record